AUGAUUUUCCCAAAUUAUUCCGCUGCGUUUUCCUUGAAAACGACAUUUCGCCAACGCGCGAGCGAGUUCUGGGAUUGGUUUCGAGUCAACGGUCUGCUCAACAUUUUGCUCAUUUGGCUCGGAUUGCUUAGUACUCUGAUCAUCGUGGAUCAGCUUGUGGCUCAAGACUGGACACUCUUCGACGAAAAGCCGGACAUCGAUGACGUGUUGAGGGACACGCUCACUGUUAUGUUCGCUUGGAUGAACACUUUGGUGCAUUUGCUUAGUCUCAUCUCGAAUCCAUUCUCUGCCUACUUUUCCGCCACUAACGACGGGUUGAUGAUGCCGAUUCGACGUUUCCUUGCGCUCUCCUUUGAUGGCCUCUAUUUUCGGCACACAAAAAGUGGCCCCUUCUUCAGUUAUUGUUGCCAUACGGUCUGCGAG
This is a messenger RNA of Mesorhabditis belari, 423 nucleotides long. Lineage: Eukaryota; Metazoa; Nematoda; Chromadorea; Rhabditida; Rhabditidae. The record is from the annotation of a GenBank genome assembly.